AGUCACAUCGCGGUCCUCUCGCUCUCGAAUCGACACUAACUGAGUCUAUUCAAUUCCAUUGUUAUCCAUUCUUGGAAGAUGUGUCACAAAUGUUAGUCAUAUAAAUAUCCAGAGCACAAACCCCUUCUAAAUCCUAAACUGAACGAGAAGAUUCUUAAAACAUAAACAAAGUGUUUAGUGACGUUGGAAAUAAUUAGAAGGCUUGAAACAAUACAAAAAUGAUCUCUGGACGAGUGGCAGUUGCAUUCCUCGUGAUGUGCUUAAUCCUCACAAUUUUCCAGACCUGCGAAGCAAGACCCCGAAUCAGACAUCACAGAGGUGACUCCAGAUGCACGAGAUGUGCCCCAGGAUGGGGCGUAUCAACGGCCUGCACUCCGCAAAAAGACACAGAAUGCGGUAAAUGUGUGCGAGGCACUUACAGUCCUCACCACAACCUCCAGCCCUGCUGGAUUUGCUCUCGAUGCGGUCCAGGCCUCUACGAAGCUCAUCCCUGCACCUCGAAGACCGACACAGUCUGCGAUUCGUGCCACCGCCACGCCCUGGACAAUGCCGACUACCACAGAAAGUGCAAGGGCCACAAGAAUUUAUUUCUAGCCCCUGAAGAUGCCAAAAGUACUGGUGAAGAGAGCUCUCUCGUUAAUGAGGACGACGACGAGCUGGAGGAGAGAGAAGAGAAAGAGCGCGAAUUCAUUCUCGCACAAGACAUCGAGGCUGACAUUCGUGAAGCUCAAAAAAACUCAAUGCAGAGGUUUUAGAUUGAAUCAAUGAGUUAUUUUCGAGAGAAACUAGUCAAGACGAUCUUUCUUAACAGCAGUUGUACAUAUAUAUUUAUUCGAUCUGGGAAUACAAUUUGAUAUUUCAAAUCACAAUAGAUCUCGAAGCCCAAUCGAAUUCACAAUAAUACUCGUCAUUCGUUCGCAUCAAUCAUCUAAACUAAAAAAACGUCUAAAACUCAAUGCAUCCUGCGCUCAGAAAUAAACAUGUACAGAAUCCUAACUUUGCACUCGCAGUAUAUAUAUAUUUAUAUUAUCUUCAUUUUGUUUUUAUUUUUUAACUUUUAUCUAUAUCUUUUUGUAUAUAUUUAGUUGAUCACAUAUACAAUUUUCUUGUAUAUAACCAAAGACAUUUUCUCAGCUCAUACGUACGGUUUUAUCAAUAGUUUUAAUGAUAAUGAUUCGUUUAAUUCGUUCUGUGGAUUUAUUUGGACCAAAAAAAUUAAUUCAUCAUUUGCGGUUCCGUUAACAAGUGCAAAAUCAUGGCAUACCAGUUUCACUGAGAUGAUAAUCAUUCUUGUUAAUGAAAGCUAAUCUCUACAAUAGUGCCAAUUAUUGAUAAAAUAUUAUGUCGUAAUAAUUUUUGUUUUGAAUUUGUCUCAUUUGUCAUGUGAGAAAUUUCCAAGGAUCUCAGAGACGUAAAUAAAGCGUAAGCUAGUGAUCAGUGUCGAGUAGAUUAGUUUUAAGUGUAAUAUAUACUUUAGGAUUUAUCCAAUUAUUUAAUUAUAUAACAUAGUUAUUAUAUUUGGUUCGGCGACCUCGAUAAAACAGGCGGUCGAGGGAGAGUUUAUUCAUCAUCAAACGAUAUUUCCAUUGUUUCAUCUCGUACAAUUGUCGAGCAGGCUGAUCCAGAUGGUUUCAGAGAAUGAUAUUAAUGAAGUAUUGUCGUGACAAUUGUAUGAGAGCGUUUUGUGUUGAGCCAGCAGUGGAGAAAUUAGGGCGAUAAGGGUGUGGCAGGCAAGGUGAAAGCUGAACGCUUAUUAAUUAUUAUCAAUUUGUUAAUUCGACUGCGAGCGUGAGCGAGAUAUUUCUACCACUGGUGAAAAUUUCUAAAUGAAGUUUUCGAUAAAAGUGCUUCAAAUUCACGGCGCACUGAGAGAAAAAACUAGUUUUGACAAAGAAGGUUUACUUGAUACAAGAAAAUAUUCAUUACAAUGAAAGAUGUUAUUUUCCAUCGAUAUAUUUACAUUCUGUAUUAUCCCCGGGCUAUGUACUCGGUCAAACCUUGGAUAUUUUCAAGGUACAAAUUACAUGGAAAUUAUCCUGUGUAUGAGGAAAACAAUUAAUUAAUUAUCAACAAAUAAUUAAUUAUUAUUAAUUAUAUCCAAAACGAGUUCAAGUCCGUGUG
Diachasma alloeum is the source of this 2121-nucleotide messenger RNA. Its product is annotated as tumor necrosis factor receptor superfamily member 14. Gene Ontology annotation, cellular component: plasma membrane; cell surface. The record is from RefSeq and is a predicted model, not a curated record. Gene Ontology annotation, biological process: Rho protein signal transduction. Gene Ontology annotation, molecular function: nerve growth factor binding; coreceptor activity; death receptor activity. Lineage: Eukaryota; Metazoa; Arthropoda; Insecta; Hymenoptera; Braconidae. The transcript has 2 exons. Bases 219 to 755 code for a protein of 178 amino acids.